This is a messenger RNA of Magallana angulata, 648 nucleotides long. RefSeq lists its product as uncharacterized. The coding region runs from base 22 to 648 and encodes 208 amino acids. The record is from RefSeq and is a predicted model, not a curated record. The transcript has 4 exons. NCBI's taxonomy places the organism in Eukaryota, Metazoa, Mollusca, Bivalvia, Ostreida, Ostreidae.
AGACACUCAGAUUAUGAAAAAAUGACAAAAGAACAGUUCAAACACUUUUGCACUAAAAUUUUGGAACCAGAACAUGCUGAGCAUCACAAUGGAAAAGACACGAUUCAACAGAAAGAAAAGGAAUGGAAACUCAAAAUGUGGCAUGACCACUCUGAUAUUCUAAAUCACUCAUACGUCAGCUUCAUGACAUGCUUCCUAUACGACCCCAUCAACUUUUUGACAGAUGAGGAAUAUGCUGAAAGAUUUCCUGAGAAGAAAAAGAUUGAUGUGCAGUCGUUUGUGGAAAGACCCCAACUCUACAUAUUUGGAUUAUCUGGAAGCAGCGACAAAGAACAGCUGACAUACACGGAAACAAGACUGGAGGACCUUGCAAAUGUAACAAAGGAGGUGGAAAACAUCAAACCCAUUCUUAGAGUGUUUACUGGGGAUAAUCCAGCUCGCCAGUUCGAGAGCGGUCAGCAAAGAGGAGGAAAAUUCAGCUGCGUAUGUGGUGUACCAGGAAGCGAGCACAGUAAUUUUAUGAAAUGCUACUUCACUGAGCCUCUGACCCUCGAAGAAAGAAGAAAGCAUGCUGUUUCAGGGCAAGCAUGGCAAAGCAUGGCAAGUGGAGUAGCCAACCCAUUCCAGGCAGAGUGCAAGACAAACUGA